AUGCGCGGCGAGGUCAAGGCAACAGGUGAAUACACUGUCGAGUAUGCCUUCCACGAGUACGGAGACCUCGGCAUACAAUUGGAGUUCGCUACGAACGGGGACGUGUUUGUUCGUAAUGUGGAACCUGUCAUGGGACUUGUCGAGAAGGCCAACCCCGACUUGCACCAAGGCGAUGUCUUGGUAUCGAUUAACGAUACAUCCACGCUGGGCAUGGCGUUUUCCGACGUCAUGCAGCUCCUGCGCGAUACAAUCCGCAAACGCAUAGAGACGUCGCUCACAUUUGUUCCAUUGGAAGAUUCGUUUGAGACUGCGGACACGGCGGUGGCCAACUGGCGCCGUCGCGAGCUUAGUUGCCGAGACGACGGCGAGUUUGAAGUGUACUUUGCACCGUCGCAGCCGCUGGGGUUUCGUCUCACGGAGAGUUUCUUGAUGACGCAGCCGCUGUGUCUGGUGUCCACCACGCGGAGCCAGCUCAUGCCGUUGCUGCGAUGCAUCGUGACCAACGUGAACGACCACGACGUGCUGGGCGCGCCGAGCAACGACGUCAUGCACUUACUGCAUGAUCCGAGCACAUUUCCCAAACGCAUUUGGUUCUGGAAGAUGGCACCGGGUCACGACAAAGCGUACAGCGUUGUGACGGUCGCGACUCCUGCGCUAUUGCUGGCGUCCAUGACCUUGUCUCCCAUCGACUUGAUGUUUGAAGUGCCCGUGGUGCACUCGCUGCUGCCAGCCCCCAACGGCGGCGCCGUCGCUGGUUCGUCCACGUCACGGAUUACGUACAAGCCCCCACCCCUUCACCACCCCGACAACGGCGUACGCAAGGACCAGUAUUUAAUGGCCGUGAAUGGCGUUUCGACACUGAAUGUCCCCCACGACGACAACACGACGACAUUCGUAUCGACCAUCUCGAUGCUCCAUGGGGUACUGGAAGCGUCCGUCCCCCGGCGGUUGCGAUUUCGAGACAUGGAUCUAUACAAACGCGAAUUCCAAGCGCAACGGCCACUGUCUCCGUGGAAACGCAGCGAACUUCAUGAAAGCAAGCCCACGAGUCGUCGUCCAACAGCAGACUGUUUGGAUACAAGCGACGAUGACAGCGAGGUCACGGUCGAAGCAGUGACCACGUCGUUUUCGACGCUCGUGUCAAACAAUGCUGCCGCGAUGAUGGGACAACUGGACGACUCAACGAACGAACGUGUGCGACAGAGUAAGCGCGGCAUGCGACGUGUGGUGCUACCGCCGUCGACGUCCCCCCUCGGUCUGCAGCUCGAGACGGAUUUCUCUUCCAAAUACACUGUGUUUCACCGCUACGUUCGUACCAACACCGUCAAGUCCAACACGAUAUGCAAAGGCGAUCGCGUAUUGUUUGUGAAUGGCGUUCCCGUACGAGAUAUACCCAUUGAAAAGUUGGAGCUUCUUAUGAAAGGCCACGUCGAACCACGGAAAAUUACAGUUGGACGAGUCCUUGACAAGCCAAAACGUGGGUGGUCGUGGAAGGCUCUGGUGACGUGGCGGCAGGACAAGACGCCGUCGCCGCAAAUUCAGCACUGCAAACCCAUGGUUUGA
Molecule: messenger RNA, 1563 nt
Organism: Aphanomyces astaci
Lineage: Eukaryota; Oomycota; Saprolegniomycetes; Saprolegniales; Verrucalvaceae
Exons: 6
Coding region: 1-1563 (520 amino acids)
Molecular function (GO): protein binding
Source: RefSeq, a predicted model, not a curated record